Syngnathoides biaculeatus (alligator pipefish) is the source of this 8026-nucleotide messenger RNA. Its product is annotated as syntaxin-binding protein 5-like. Gene Ontology annotation, cellular component: cytoplasm; plasma membrane; SNARE complex. The record is from RefSeq and is a predicted model, not a curated record. Lineage: Eukaryota; Metazoa; Chordata; Actinopteri; Syngnathiformes; Syngnathidae. Gene Ontology annotation, biological process: regulation of exocytosis; regulation of protein secretion. Gene Ontology annotation, molecular function: myosin II binding; syntaxin binding; GTPase activator activity.
ACUCGCUCAGGACAUCCGAUUGAACCGACCAUUUGUUGACGGUCAGAACGAGGCGAAAUCUAUUUGAAAUUGCUGCGGCGAAUUCAAGGUUGAUUGUGUUUAGGGUUGUCAUGGGAUUCAAGUCAGGAGUAGGAUUUUUUUCCAGGACUUGACUGGAAUUCAAUGCUCCAACGAGCUUUUUUCUUCGUCGUUUGACUCCUGAUCAACCAAUCACGACGGUCAGAAAUCAAACAAACACGACAAUCCGUACAAGCAACGGAGAGUCACCUCGGCGGGGGGUCUUUUUUUUUUACAUUUUUUUAAGCACCCAAAGACGGCAGUCAGCGCCAUAAAGCGGCGAGAUGAAUGGCCCGGCAGCAACACAAUGGCGCUAAAUUAAAUCACUGAUGUAACACUCGCCCGCCGACGGUCCUCCCCUUUCUGACAUCGCCCUCACAAGCGCUAGGACCUCUUUGUUCCGCCGCCUAAUGUAUUCUCAAUCCCGCGUCAGAAUCCCUGCGCCGCGUAUGGUCAAUUUCGGUUCAUUAUGCAAAUGAGAGUUGUCCCCUGACACGACCGAAUAAAGAAUUAGCUUUGUUUCUUUUCAUGCGGUCGUCGCCUCAAAGCACCCCUUCACUUGCGUGCGACGGGCUAACACGUGAGCAAAAAAAAAAAAAAAAAAAAGGACAUUGCCAUUUUUGGCACUGCUCCAUGAGAACAGGUGUUGUUAGAAAACGCACAAGCGGGUUAGUUUCCCCAGGGUGCCCCCCGGCCCCACCCCACCCCACUGAACACCCUCGUCUCAGGUGCAAGGUGUCAUGAGCAAGGCUGGACCACGGCCAGGAGGGGUCAUCUCUGACACCUGUCGCCAUGUCAAUGUGUUGAAGUUGGAAUUUUGUCACUGGCAUGCGCCACUUCGUUGAGUAUGCUUUCCCGCAUCCAGGGUUACGCCGCCACUGCGCCAUUAUAGCCCAGUCACGCUUUUGGUUAUGCUCUUUAGUUGACUCUCAUAGUUAUCGGACAUUGUUUCUUGUUUUGGAUCCUGCCUUCUUGCACUUUCGUUUAUAAUCAAAGCCACUGAACAUCAUGUCCUCGUCUUGGAGUCCUGCAUUUGGGUCCGCCCGUCCAGCGUUGGUUCGUGACACAAGGGGACACCUGCCCAGCGUGGGCGACGGGCGUCGGUGCCACUCACUGUGAGAUCCAUCAGCUGACCUCUGAGCGCACAUGCAAACAGUCCACAGCUGCUCCCCAAGUUCUCCGCUCAACUCGGGCACGCCUUUUUUGAGAAAUGACAUUUUCACCUCCGCCAGGCCCCCAAAAUGCAAACCAGAACGUCGUCGCGCAGGCCCGCGUCUCAGAUUUUGAUUUCCAUUUGAACGCUGACUCAAAUUGAGUGGACUUAGCGUUAAAUGUAAGACUAGACAAGUGCAACAAUGUGGAGACUCCUAAAAUCUUCUCCUUGGUCUUGCUCCAUAAAUCUUAGUCUGGGACGACCUUGACUAUUGACCUUGACAUGGUCCUCAACCUUUUUAAACAAAUUUUCCAGUGUUGAGUACGACAUAGUUCUGUCUGCAUGCAUUUUCAUCAAUUACCUUCAAACAUGUACGAUGUUUUUAGAAACAAAUAUCUGAAUCCAGAGGCGGCAGAACCAGGGGGCGCAAGGGUGCACCUGCCCACUCACCCCGCCCCCUUCCCGUCCCUUAUUUAUUAUUAUUAUUUUUUUGCACCGGGUGGUCGCCCAUCUGGAUUUUCUUUUGUCGGGCUGUCUUUUCCACUCGAGAGAUUUUCCCGUUCAAACGUCGAUGAGAUAAAUCGCACGGGUCCAAUCCACCCGCAACAUCCCGGGCAUCAGCGGGUGCGGCGGUGUGGAUGGAUUGGCGGGGGGAGGGGCGUUGGAUGCGAGCGGGUGAGGGGGGUAGAGGCGAGGUGGCGGGAUUCUGCGUCCAAGUGAUGCGCAUGCGCACAGGAGAGAGAGAUGGAGAGAAGAGAGGGAGAGAGAGCAAAGGGGAGGGGGCAAGCGGAGGAGGACGAGCCGAGCCACGUAGAGACGCAGUGGGGCCACAGUCCGAGCGCAUCGCCGCACCGACCGACGCGCCAGCAUCACUGCAGCUUCUUUCCUCCCCCCCCCUCAUCCUCCUCCCCAUCCUUUUCUCUAUUACCUUUUUUUUUUCCAUUUUGUCUCUCACCGAAUCGACCGAUCGAGAAGACGACUGUGUGGCUCGAGCCUUGCAGCAUGGAGACCUCGCCGAAAAACACGCACUAAAAACGUGACACUCACUGGGUGGAGAGAGCGCGAGAGAGAGCGAGAGUCUACGUGUGCACCGACCGAAAAUGAAGAAGUUCAACAUCAGGAAGGUGUUGGACGGCUUGAAAGAGGCGUCCUCCUCCUCCUCCUCGUCCUCCUCCACCCACUCCUCCGCCAACCCGUCGGUCCAAGUGGGCCUGCAGGAGAACCACCUGCUCCAGGAGCACCUCCAGUCCGAGCAUUUCCAGCUCUGUAAGACCGUCCGUCAUGGCUUCCCGCACCAGCCGUCGUCCAUGGCCUUCGACCCGGUGCAGAAGAUCCUGGCCGUCGGCACGCAGAGCGGAGCCCUCAGAUUGUUCGGUCGUCCGGGUGUGGAGUGUUACUGCCAGCACGAGAGCGGGGCGGCAGUCAUCCAGCUCCAGUUUCUCAUCAACGAGGGGGCGCUGGUGAGCGCCCUGGCGGACGACACCGUGCACCUGUGGAACCUGAGGCAGAAGAGACCGGCUAUUCUGCACUCGCUCAAGUUCAGCAGAGAGAGGAUAACCUUUUGCCACCUGCCCUUCCAGAGCAAGUGGCUGUACGUCGGCACCGAACGGGGGAACAUCCACAUCGUCAACGUGGAGUCCUUCAUGCUCUCAGGCUACGUCAUCAUGUGGAACAAAGCCAUUGAACUGUCCUCCAAGGCCCACCCUGGACCCGUCGUCCACAUCAGCGACAACCCCAUGGAUGAGGGCAAGCUGAUAAUUGGAUUCGAGUCCGGGAUCGUGGUCCUGUGGGAUCUCAAAUCAAAGAAGGCCGACUAUCGCUACACUUAUGAUGAGGCGAUCCACUCGGUUGCCUGGCAUCACGAGGGCAAGCAGUUCGUGUGCAGUCACUCAGACGGGACGCUGACCAUCUGGAACGUGAGAGGGCAGGGCAAGCCCGUGCAGACAAUCACGCCCCACGGAAAGCAGCCCAAGGAUGGAAAGAAGCCGGAGCCUUGUAAACCCAUUCUCAAAGUGGAGUACAAAACCACCAGGAUCGGGGAGCCUUUCAUCAUCCUGUCCGGCGGUCUCUCUUACGACACGGCGGGCCGGCGGCCGUGCCUGACGGUCAUGCACGGGAAGAGCACGGCCGUGCUGGAGAUGGACUACCCCAUCGUGGACUUCCUCACCCUGUGCGAGACGCCGUACCCCAACGACUUUCAGGAACCUUACGCCGUGGUGGUCCUCCUGGAGAAGGACUUAGUGGUGAUCGACCUCGCACAAAACGGCUACCCCAUCUUUGAGAACCCCUACCCUCUGACCAUCCACGAGUCGCCGGUGACCUGCUGCGAGUACUUCGCCGACUGCCCCGCGGACCUCGUGCCAGCGCUUUAUUCGGUUGGCUCGCGACAAAAGCGCCAGGGCUACAGCAAAAAGGAGUGGCCCAUCAGUGGCGGCAACUGGGGUCAAGGCACGCAAAGCUACCCGGAGAUCAUCAUCACGGGGCACGCUGAUGGAACGGUGAAGUUUUGGGAUGCCUCUGCAAUAAUGCUCCAGGUGCUGUACAAGCUGAAAACGGCCAAGGUGUUCGACAGGAGCCGCUCCAAAGAGGACAGGGGGGCCGCCGAGGCGUCCGACGAGGACCCCUUCGCCAUCCAGCUGAUGGCCUGGUGCGCCGAGAGCCGCGCGCUGUGCGUGGCGGGCGUGUCGGCCAACGUCAUCGUCUACCGCUUCAGCAAACUGGAGGUCACCACGGAGGUGGUGCAGCUAUUAGAGGUGCGAAUGCAGUACGAGCUGAACGACAUCGAGUCCCCCGAGGGCGGCGUUGGGGAGCAACCGUCGGGACACCCCACCCCGGGCGGCUCCCCGCAGACGAGCGGUCCGCCGUCACACCCCUCCAGCAGCAGCAGCAACUCCGACGGCAGCAACGUGCCCUGCCUCAAGGUGCGGAGUACUCCGCUGAAGCAGUCUGCGGGGUACCAGGUGGACUUGGUGGUCCAGCUGGUGUGGGUGAGCGGGGAACCUCCUCAGCAGAUCACCAGCCUGGCUCUUAACUCCUCCUACGGCCUGGUGGUGUUUGGGAACAGUAACGGUGUUGCGGUGGUGGAUUAUAUCCAGAAGACCGUGGUGUCGAACCUGGGGACGCUUGAGCUGUACGGGUCCAACGAUCCCUACCAGAGGCAACCGCGUUCACCCAGAAAGUCUCGACAGCCCUCUGGAGGGCUGUGCGACAUCAACGAGGGCUCGGCGACGUCAGAGGACCGCUGCAAGUCUCCCACUUCAGACCACCGGGACAACUCCUUCAGCCGCUCGCGUUCCUCCAGCGUCACCAGCAUCGACAAGGAGGCCAAGGAAGCCGUCCUCUCCUUCCACUUCUGCGAGAGCUACGCCCGCAAGGGGGACGGCGCCCCGUCGCCGUGCCUGUUCGCGGGGACCUCGCUGGGGACCGUCCUGGUUCUGGCCCUCACGCUGCCGCUGGCCGGGGAGCAGAGGCAGCUGCAGCCCGUUGUCCUUUCGCCCACAGGGAUGUUGAUCCGACUCAAGGGAAGCAUCUUACGGUUGGCUUUCUUGGACUCCGCCGGCGCCCUCUUGCCCCCGUACGACCCUUGGUCCGAACCCAACGUCUCGGCGGACGGUGAAGAAAGGGAGAAGGUCCGCAAACGCCGGCCCGUGUCGGUUUCCCCCUCCGGCUCCUCGCAGGACCUUAACGAGAGCCACUACGCCGUGAUGUGCUCGGAGAAGCAGGCCAAGGUGCUGUCGCUGCCCAGCCAGACGUGCAUCUACAAGCACAGCAUCACGGAGGCCUCCUUCGUCCUACGCGCUGACGUGGUCCAGAUGAGCCGAGGCGUGUGCCUUGCCUGCUUCUGUGCUAACGGCCACAUUAUGACCCUUAGUCUACCGGGACUGAGACCCCUCAUGGACGUAAACUACCUGCCUCUAACGGACAUGAGGAUAGCCAGGACCUUCUGUUUCACAAACCUGGGUCAGGCCAUGUACCUCUGCUCCCCCACCGAAGUGCAGAGGAUCACAUACAGCCAGGACACCUGCGAGAACCUACAGGAAAUGCUUGGUGAAUUGUUUACACCAGUGGAAACUCCGGAGGCUCCCAACAGGGGCUUCUUCAAAGGUCUUUUUGGAGGCGGAGCACAGUCACUAGACAGAGAAGAGCUAUUUGGCGAGGAAGUCGCCGGACGAGCCUCCCGGAGCCUGGCCCAGCACAUCCCGGGCCCCGGCGGCAUCGAGGGCAUGAAGGGGGCGGCGUCCGGCGUGGUGGGGGACCUGGCCCGCGCCCGGAUAGCGUUGGACGAGCGAGGGCAGAAGCUCGGCGAGCUGGAGGAGAGGACGGCGGCCAUGAUGGCCAGCGCCGACAACUUUUCCAAACACGCCCACGAGAUGAUGCUGAAGUGCAAAGACAAAAAAUGGUACCAGUUCUGAUGGCCCUCGGUGCCGAUUGCGACCCGCCGCUCCGUUCCGUUCAGCCAUUCCCCCCGCCCCCCGCCCCCCGCCCCCCCCCCUCCGAGCCUUUCUUCGUUCGCUCAGACACUUGGGAUUUUUCUUCCCUUAGCACAACGUCCCAAACUGUUCUUACCUCACUCUCGUUCGUUGAGGGUUGGGGGGAGGAGGAGGAGGAGGAGACACAGGGGAGCAAGCAUAUUAUUUAUGUGUGCGUAUCCGUGUGUGUGUUUCCCAUAUUCGUCUUUUUAAUUUGUUUUCCGCACAAAACUCGGACGCAAGUCUCCAUUCUCGUUUUGCCAAACCGUCCCUCGGACUGAUGUCAGUGUUCAAACUGGACUAACAGCUCACACUUGGGAAUAUUGUACAAAUGUACAAAGAAAAAGAGAAAAAAAAAUUAUCGAAAUAUGUCACGAUAUAUACAUACAAAUCUAAAUGUUGCAACGCUGUAAUUCACUUCAGGGCGACCGUUACGGAAACAAAAAAAGGGGGGGGGGAGACAGGAAGUGACACCGCGGCGACGGAUCCUCUAUGCAGAGAGAUUUUUUUUUUUUUUAAUGAUUGUUUUGUUUUUUUUUUCUCCACCUCUUGCUCGACUUCCAGACAGUAGAAAAAUGUGUCCAAAAAUCCUUUCCCCUUUGCUGUUUCCUCUUCACGUCCCCCGUGUUUAUUAUGAAUGGUUUUUGCUCUCGUGGCUCUGUCAAUAUUGCCGGAAAAGCUCUUAUUUUUCUAUGGUUGUGAUAGGAAGUGCUAUUUUUGUUAUGGACUUGAUUUGUGCGCGUCUGGCUUUCGUCUCACGUUUUGGUUUCUCCUUUAACGAAAAGGGCUGGAAUCUACAAGGAGGCCGAGGAUAAACAAGACAUAAUGUAGUAUAGAUAUAUAGAUAUAUAUAUAGAUAAUACAUAAACGCUCAUCUGUUAAGUAUUGUUUGACCUUCAGUGUACAAAUGCUGCUCGGAUUACUGUUAAUACACAAUUCCCAUGUCAUUUUUUUUUUUAUGUGUACUCCAGUCAAAAGAAAAAAAUACAUUCAAUAACCUUUAUUUUUGUAAAUUCCUGUCAUUGUUUGGUGCCAGGAAAAGUUAAUAUUUCGCCCUCCCUACCCCCAUUACAUGAAGGCAGAUUUCUCUAUCGGGUUAGCUUAGUGACGUGCGACAAUCUGGAAAGUAAUACAAACAUUGCGUUACAUAAAUACAAAUAUUGCGUGAAAAGAGGCCAUUUAUUAUUUCCGAUGCCAAAGACUUACGUUCAAGCUUCAUUUAUUAUUAUUAAUAAUACGAUCCAAAUUCUUCGCUCAUCCGUAAAAGAAGGAAUGUUGACUUUAAUGCGGCACGUCAACAAAUCUAUUUUGUUAGCUUCUAUUUUUGUUGAGCAAAUGUUAUUACUUAUGAAUAUUACGAAUGAAAAGUUGUAGAGUACGUUUGUAAUACUUUAUUUGGAGAAAAAGUCCGAUUGUUAAAUAUAAAGAAUAUAAAGCUUAAAGUGAAAAGUGUGAAAAUUAUGUGAGAAAUUAUGUAAGACUCAUAUAGUAAUACGAGUCUUUAUUUUUCAAGGAAAAAAUAGGAAAAAUCAAUAUUACCAGAAAAAAGUAACUUGAAUAUUGUAGGAAUGAAAGUUGGAAUAUUUUUUUUCCAAAAAUGUUGCCAUUUUUUGUGAAUAAAAUUGAAAUGUGAGAAAAGUUGUACAGUAGUAAAAAUAAAUAAAUAAAUAAAUAAAUCUAUACUGCAAAUUUCCGGGGAAAGGCAAUAUUGUGUAAAAUCACUGGAAUACACGCGUAGCGGGAGAAAAGUAUUACUUAAAAAAAUAAAAUACAAUUUGACGUGAAAUGUAUAUUAAAGUCAAUAUUUCUUUUUUUUCACAUAUGUAAGAAUUGUUUACUUAAGGUCAGUUCAUAUCCAUUGGAAUGUGAUUUUUUUAUUUAUUUAUUAUUUAUUUUUUUGUUUUACACAAAGCGUGGGGCAGUUUUCUGCUCUCAGAUUCAUUUUUCUAAAUCCUUUGUAUGUAUAUCGCAAUUUUUAAUACAGCCCACGUCUUCAUUUUCGACCAAGCUGCCGCGCGUCCCCUUUAAAAACUGCAGUUUUUUUCUGUGUGGAUCACAUCAGAAGGGAAUUGUCAACAUUGUAUUCAUGAGGCAGUACUUCACAAAUAUGUAUGUAUGUAUGUAUAAAAACAGCAAAAACCUGCUCCAACUACCACUGAACAUUAUGUUAAUGUUUUUUUUUUUCCCUUUUCUUUUACAUCUUUCCGACCUUUCGUCGGGCUUUUGCUUCCGGAAUGUGUUCUUCCGUUUCAUAAUUCAUGUCGAUGUCCCCGGUCUGCAGUUUUGUGUACUUGCAGGUGUAUUUCGUACCAACUCAAGCCUGCAAUAACGCUAAUGUACAGUGAAC